AUGGGUAAGAGUGCAGCGGCGCAUAUGAAAAAAUAUCGCGAGAAAAUGAAAAACGAUAAAGUAAAAUACGAAAAUUUUCUUAAAAAAGAACGUGAUAAUAAAAAAGCAACGAAAACGAAACUCAAUGUGGUGGAAUUAGCAGCACUGCGUACAAAGAAUAAUUUACGUCAAAAAAAGUAUCUUAAUAAUAAAACAAAACGAUUAAUUAAUAAACCUCCACCUGUUGCAUUUAAAAGUCGUCAAUCGAUCGGGAAAGCUAUCAAAAAAGUUAAUUCGGCACUUCCAAAAUGUUUAGGAAAAAAGAAGGUUGUUGUCCAGCAUAAUGCAAAAAAGUUGGAAUUGAUUGCUCCAUCUAUGCAUGAGCGUGUCACUGCUCAGCAUCCAGGAAAGUUGAAAGAGGCGGUUCAAAAGUUUUAUGUUCGCGAUGAUAUUUCUUACCAGUUGCCGGGAAACUUCACAAUUCAAGCAACGAUUCAUGUUUCGAAAUUAGUACAGCUAGCUCGAGAUUUUUCGUUUGAUUUAACGUGGAACUUUUAUGCAACUUUCCACGGGAUAGGUGUUGUAGACGGUAUUGGAGGAACAGUCAAACGUUUAGUUUGGGGAGCGGUUUUGGCAGGUCAGACCUGCAGAUCAGCAGAAGAUUUUGUUCGUAUUGCAAAGCAAAAAACAAAUAAAAUAACAUUGAUUGAACUCACUAAAAAUGACAUUGAUGCAUCAAAAAAUAAACUUCAAAAUAUUUUUGCGGUAGUGAAAGCCGUCCCGGAAACGUUAAAAACUCAUUGUAUUAAAGUGAUUGAUAAUAAAGCUAUUGAAUCUGUUGUUUUUGAAAAACAACAGCUGAAUACAGUUUUAAAUGUUCAGUAUUCUAAAUUAAUAGAAAAUCCUGUUGACGUUAUUAAACAAAUUUAUUUACAUUAUAAACUGGAUUAUACGCAAGAAUUCGAUAAAAAAUUACAGAAUGGAUUGAAAACAACUCCCAAGGAAACCAGAGUAGGCAUUCAUACUCUUUAA
This is a messenger RNA of Didymodactylos carnosus, 1011 nucleotides long. NCBI's taxonomy places the organism in Eukaryota, Metazoa, Rotifera, Eurotatoria, Philodinida, Philodinidae. The record is from the annotation of a GenBank genome assembly.